AUGACCCUCGCGGAGCCGGGGGCGCGGGCGGGCGUGGUCGGGAUCCUCCCGGGGCUCACCCUCGCCUUGGCGAACGGCCGCGCGCCGCGGUCUUUCGGCCUCCCGACCGCCCCUACCGCGCAGGUCGAGCGCGUGCUCAUCGUGGCGGAGCUUUACCUCAGCGCGGCGCAGGAAACCGGGGAUGUGGAUCUCGCCUUUCUCGGCCUGCAGCUCCUUCGCGCGAACCACCUGCAGCCGCAUUUUGGCUUUCAAAAACAGCUCACAAACGUCUUCGCGGCGGCGUCGAGAAUUCGGACGGAUUGGCAGACGCGUGCGUCCGGGCAGCUCGUCGAGGCUUUUCCCCACUGGCAGGAGUAUUUAAAGCUGGUGAAGCGGGAUAACCUCCGGGCGGCCGCGCUCUACUGCCAACUCGAGGAGGGAAAUCCAAAGGAGGCAAAAGGAGCGGAAACGAGUGAGGAAGAGGGAAAGAAAGGAGGGAAAGAAAAGGGCAAGGAAAAGGGGAUGAGCGCGGUAGGAUGGUCGCCCUCUCCUCACCCUGAGGGUGAGGGGCAGCAUGAAUACUUCACGAGCCGCCGCCGGGAGGAUCUCCAGCGUCUGUCUGAGUUGGAGGCGAAUAUCGAGGCGGCCGUGCGGGCGCGACUUCCGGAGCUUUCCAAGGGGUCUUCCACCCGUCGUGGGCGGCGAGGCGAGGCCGAUGUGGCUUCCUCAACCUCGCCAGUGCGCGCUAAGGAAAGGAGAGGGGGCUCUCGAAAUCGCACCGCACGUUCAUCCUCGAAAGGGGAUGAACGCGAUGAUCUCAAGGAGGGAGGGGUGGAGAAGGAAGUGGAGGGUGUUGCCACUCCCACAAGGGCGAGGUCGUCGCCACCUGUCCCCUCACGAAUGUCUCCCCCAGAGCCGUCGUCGGAAUCCUUUGCCACCCCGCUAGACUAUGAAGAAUUUAGAUUCUAG
Messenger RNA from Phytomonas sp. EM1, 948 nucleotides. NCBI's taxonomy places the organism in Eukaryota, Euglenozoa, Kinetoplastea, Trypanosomatida, Trypanosomatidae. The record is from the annotation of a GenBank genome assembly.